CCUGCAUUCAUUUUUUUUAGUGCCGACACGCCCUCCACGCUACUCCAUACCUUGCUUCAUCCAUCCAUCUCCAUUUUCGCGACGCUGCCACUACCAUCCUCCUACUGCAUCACCUUGCGACUUUCGGCAACACCCUUUGUCGCCUCCAUUGAAACUCCCGACCCUGGUCACAUCUAUCUAUACCGCGCUCGCGAACCUGAAUCCCGGGGGAAAAUACACGUCCUCGGCCGCCUCUCCAUCGACAAACACCUCCGACGUGAUCCCUCUAGUAGGCCCAUCUUCACCCGCCUUGCCCGUCAGCCAGCCAGCACAGCAGGCCAACAGAGCUUGCGGCUAAUGCUCUGGCCUGGGCUUCCGGCUUAGCUGUUGGUCCUUGCAACCCCUUCCAAUAUCGACAACGCGCAAAUUUCUAGUCGAGAGGGGGAGACGAGGAAGAGCCCAGACCCGUGAAAAGUCAAGAUGGCGCCGAAUCGCGGUCCGGGAAACAAGGACCUCUACAUCCACGAGAUCGACCGCACACCCGAAUAUGUCGAGUUCAUCCAAAAGCUUACCGCUUUCCACGAGCAGCGGGGAACCUCCUUCGAGCCUGAACCCCGACUGCCGACCAUGCACGGUCAUGUGAACGUCGAUCUCCUCAAGCUCUACCGGGCCGUCAUCGACAAGGGCGGCUACGACGAAUUGAACAAGGUGCAGAAGGCUUGGGGUGCCCUAGCCGGCGAGCUGGGUAUGCACCACGUCGACAGCAAGGGAAUUGGCCAACUCUCCUUUCAGCUGAAGCAGGACUUCUACCGAUACCUCUCAGCCUACUGGAUCCAGGAUCAAUACGGCAGGGAGCCGCCUCCGAAGGAAAUCCUAGAGCUGCAGUCGUGCGCCAGCAAGAAUGGCCCCGUCCUGACUCGCACAGCUGAGAACUUCAAGAUCACCGCGAGACGUAUUGGAGAGGACACCCCCGUCCGAGAAGAGCGUCCGAGCGAGAGCACCCCCGUGUCCGGAAACAGAGCCUCUGGCCGCCUUCGUGAGGCCCCUCCGCAGAGGGUGCCUUUCCAACCCGAGACGGGAUCGAGUCGCCAGCCAAGGCACACACCCUCCCAGCACGGCACGUCUGCUGCCAAUACUCCCCAUACGCCGCAGCCGAUUCAAGCACAAGCAGUGAUGCACCCAAAUCACACAAUGGCGCAGCAUCCCAAUCCGAAUAAUCCUAUCCAGCUAAUCCAAGCACAACAAUCCGCUCUACGCGGCGCCUCAACCUCCUACAUUCCACCCAACACCGAGACUGCAUCGCGGUUAGCAGACCCCUUCGAACCACGGCAGCUGAUAUCCGUGCCGCUGCGUCCUGUGACCACCCCUAGCAACAACCCGACCGAAUUUGCCAAGCGGCUACGUCAGUUCCAAUCCGCUACGGGCACCCCGAACACAGCAGCGCCAGUCCGGCCAGCUAUCCCCGGCAUCUCGACGGCCCUAAUAUCUAUAUGCGCUGCCUCCAGGCCCUCCGAUCACAAAUCCCAGCUGAGCAAGCAUUUGCUCUCAAUCAUUUGGUGAAGAUCUCUUUUGAACGAGGCGAUAAGUACAAGUUCGAGUCCUUCCUCGGGUUAGCCGAGGGCCUAAUCGAGAAGGCCCUAGAGAUCAGCGGUCUGUUUUAUGACAUCGAAUGGCAGAUCACUUAUCUGGCCAACAACCCGCCAGAUCACAGCAUUGGCACUCUCGACGGGCUGAACGGCACCAGCGAUAUCCUCGAUCGGAUCAGGAUGCUUGUACCAAAAUCCAUUCUU
Molecule: messenger RNA, 1769 nt
Organism: Durotheca rogersii
Lineage: Eukaryota; Fungi; Ascomycota; Sordariomycetes; Xylariales; Xylariaceae
Exons: 2
Coding region: 460-1539 (359 amino acids)
Biological process (GO): regulation of transcription by RNA polymerase II
Cellular component (GO): nucleus
Molecular function (GO): DNA binding
Source: RefSeq, a predicted model, not a curated record